GUCCCUCGGGCUAUUCAUUUAUGGUCAACCGAAACGGUUACGUCAUGUAUCACCCCGACAUUAAGUUACAGUUGGGCUCUCUAGAAGAGCCACUAGACAUAGAUUUUCUGGAUGUUGAGAUCGAGAACCCUUUAAAAGAGAAGAUUCGCAGAAGGAUGAUCGACGGGCAUUCUGGGCACGAGACAGUGGUCAGUCUGAUGAGGAUGCCAGACGAGAAGCAUCUUGUACCGCAUAAUAUGGUAUACUACUACAGGCACAUGAACGACUCGGAAUUCGGCGUUGCUCUGGCACUCCCAGAGAAGAGGAAGUUGUACGUGCGUGUGGAAGGGAUGCGCGUUGAUGACGGUUUCAAGCCAGAGACAGAGAAAGGAGAUGGUGUCCUUUUGGCUCCGUGGCGCUACUGCAAGAACAUUCCGCGCCCCAAGGGACUCACGGGCAACAUCAGCCAAGUCCUGGAAGCGUUCCGGGCAGACCAUCGUCGGUGUGAUCCUCUACUCAUGCAGCGACUACUCUGGGACAUCGAGAACACGCGAGCUGUGGUCAGCAAUUGGACGAGUGACGCCUUCGCUGAGGAAAGAGAUGGAAUAUUGGGGACUUUCGUGGGAACAGAAGGAGGACUCAUACGCUACCACCCUGAUGUGUAA
Messenger RNA from Dermacentor silvarum, 644 nucleotides. RefSeq names its product voltage-dependent calcium channel subunit alpha-2/delta-1-like. The coding region runs from base 21 to 644 and encodes 207 amino acids. The record is from RefSeq and is a predicted model, not a curated record. The transcript has 9 exons. Gene Ontology annotation, cellular component: voltage-gated calcium channel complex. Gene Ontology annotation, molecular function: voltage-gated calcium channel activity. Lineage: Eukaryota; Metazoa; Arthropoda; Arachnida; Ixodida; Ixodidae.